Messenger RNA from Uranotaenia lowii, 1962 nucleotides. Its product is annotated as lamin Dm0-like. The transcript has 3 exons. Lineage: Eukaryota; Metazoa; Arthropoda; Insecta; Diptera; Culicidae. Bases 202 to 1866 code for a protein of 554 amino acids. The record is from RefSeq and is a predicted model, not a curated record.
AUACAGUAAGUGAUUCCGUUGAUGUCCGAUGCUUUUGUUUUGUGAAGUAUUUCUUUGAACCAUGAUGCUACAAAAUAACAAAUUUUGAUAAAUCUAACUGAUUUAGUAGCUCAAUAAUUCGUUUGGACAAAAUACAAUAUAUUAAAACAAUAAAAAAGAAAAUCAUUUACCCUAACAAAGCUAAACACGUGACAACCGAAAAUGUCUUCACGUUCGAAGAAAACUUCGGUUCCUACCUCGACGUCAGGGGCCCAAUCGGUGUCCUCGUCGGCCUCGACAAUCUCCAGUAUGACUGGGUCCUCGGAAACGGCUCUGAGUCCCUCCCGGAGGAGUCGUCUCCAUGAAAAGCACAGUCUGAUCAAUCUCAAUGAUCGGUUGGCCUGUUACAUCGAGAGGGUGCGCUAUCUGGAGCAGGAGAAUGCCAAAUUGUCGCUGGAGAUGUCCGCCUAUCAGGAGAAUGCCGAAAGAGAGGUGGCCAAUCUGAAGAAUAUCUACGAGGGAGAGCUUACCGAUGCGAGGAAGUUGCUGGACGAAACGGCCCGGGAUAAGGCAAAGGCCGAAAUCGACGCCAAACGGUACAUGGAGGAAACCGAGCUGCUGCGGGUCAAGCUGAACAAAAAAAUCAAAGAACUGGCCGAGCUCGAACGGGAGGCGCGAAUCAGCGAGGCCAGAAUCAUCGAGCUGAGUUCCAGCUACAAUAAUGUAUCCUCGGAGCGAAAGAAGCUCCAAGACGAGCUGAAGGACCUUGAGAAGGACAAUGUCAAAAUGAAGAAAACUUUCGAAACCAUGCGAAAAGAUUUGGAACACGAGACGUUGAUUCGGGUGGAUUUGGAAAACAAUAUCCAAAGUUUGCGCGAAGAGUUGACGUUCAAGGAGCAGGUUCACAACCAGGAGCUGUCGGAAAGCAAGAUGCGUCGCCAGAAUGAGAUAAGCGAGAUCGAUGGGCUGCUGAUGGAACAGUACGAAACUAAGCUACAGCAAACUUUACAGGAUUUGAGGGAUCAGUACGAUCAACAGAUUCGUAUGAAUCGUGAUGAAAUCUCCGAUUUAUACGAUGCUCGAAUUCAGAAUUUGGAAAGUCGGUUGAAUGAAGAACGAGCUCAGCACGAAGAUGAGCGCCAGAAGUUGGAGAAAGAACUUGGCCGUAUGCGGGAUGAAAUGUCUGUUCAGCUCAAAGAGUAUCAAGAUCUGAUGGAUAUCAAAACAUCUCUGGACAUGGAAAUCGGGGCCUAUGACAAGCUGCUAUCGUCGGAAGAAACGCGGCUAAACAUCACCCCAAACGUGUCCAGUACUACGGCUCUUGGAGCUUCGCUGAGCACAUCUCGGCCUCCAUUUCGAACACCUUCGCUCAAGCGUAGACGCAACGCCCUCGAUGAUUCGGUAGAUUUCUCCAUCAGCUCGACUGCCAAGGGUGACCUGGAAAUUGCCGAGUGUGACUCCGAGGGAAAGUUUAUCCGAAUUCACAACAAAUCCAAACAGCCCUACAAACUUGAAGGAUACAAACUGGUUCGACGAAGCGAUGGCAACGAUAUAACGUUUAAAUUCUCAAAAUCGUCCAAAAUCGAGGGCGAAGGAACGGUUACUAUUUACGGAUCAGCGUCCCAGCAGAAAGCCGAUCCUCCCUCAAAUCUAGUGAUGAAGGCACCUUCCUGGGGUGGUUUGGGAGAAAACGUAACGGUACUGAUUAAUGCGGAUGGUGAGGAGAUCGCUCACUGUCAGCGUAUUCGAGCCAGAUCGACUAGUCGCUCGGUCGGACCCCAGGAUAAGUACUUCUUGGAGGAAGGCGGUGCACGGGUUGGCGUCAGUGGUCAAGGGUCUACUGCCGAAGGGACAGAUAAAAACAAUGAACAAUGCUCGAUAAUGUAAGGAAAAAGGAUUCUGUAAUUUUUCAUGUUUUGAUGUAGAUUGGAAAACAAACUUUAUCUGUGUAAAUAAGUUUAUCAUUGUAAAAAAAAAACAGAA